GAACAGUCACUCGUUCAGCCCAUUAACUUUUAUUAAGCUCCAGCCGUGGUCCCGGCACUGUGCUUUGAGCUAGGGAUGGAGGCCGAGGCAUCAGUUAUCCAGCAUUUAUUAAACGCUGACUGUGUGCCAUGUACUGUAAAGAAACAAUUGCUGCCCUUAAUGGGCUUACAUUUUAGUGGAGGCACAGGAGGGAAGGUCGUCUUAGAGGGAAAGGCAGUAGCCUAAGGAAAGAGCAAAGGAAUUGGAGUCAGGACUUGGCUGCAAAUCCUACCCCUGCGUACCCACACACUUACAUUAGCCGUGUGAUCUUUGAACCUCCAAAAUGCAGACCCCGAGCACUAGAUCUCUGCAUUUGAGUGAAUGGCAGAAGAAUUACUUUGAUAUCACCUCUGGCACCUGUACUCCAAGCCAGAAGGCAGAUGCCUUCCGUGCACAGAUUUUACGGAUUCAGUAUGCUCUGGCAAAUUCUGAGAUCUCCCAGGCUUGUGCUACCAAACUCUUCAGAAAAUAUGCAGACAAAUACUCUGCAAUUAUUGACUCUGACAAUGUAGAGACUGGCUUGAAUAACUAUGCAGAAAACAUUUUGACUAUGACAAGGUGCCAGCAAACUGACAGUGGCAAGUGGCAAUCUGGAUUAACAAUAAAUAAUGUUUUCAAAUUAAAUGGUGUGCAAGAGAUGAUGCAGGCUGGCAGAAAGUUCAAAGAUUCUUUGUUGGCACCAGCAGAUGCAUCAGUAGUAAUCCAUAAGGAGGUCAGUGCCUUUGGUUUUUCUACACCCAAACCUAAUUGUACAGAACAGAGAUUAGGCAUUCCAAAGACACCAGCAUCCUUGAUCCACCCUCAGAAUAGUCAACUGCCUAUCAUGACCAAAACUACAGAUGACUUUCCUGCAUCCUCAGUGCCUUUAGAUGAAGGGCCCAGUGCAAAGUUCCAUGUUACUCCAUUAUUUGGAAAUGUCCAAAUGGCAAGUGAUACUACAAAAGCCAACAUGGUGGCAUUAAACAUGUCAUCGAAUCAAACCUUUUUUCAUUCCGGGUGUGGAAAUCCUGGGAAGAAGAAGACACUGAUUGAUUCUGGCAGUGGUGGUACUGAAGCCCUUUCUAAUCCCACACUGAAUAAUACUCUUAGUAACACAGAAGCCAGUGGCCACAGGGCUGAGAAUAGCCUGUCCAGUUUUAAAACUGCAAAAGAACAACUGUGGAUAGAUCAGCAAAAGAAAGGCCACCAACCUCAGCGUGCACCAGGCUUUUCAUAUGGUGGAGUAAAAAAAUCUCUGGGAGCUGGCAGAUCUCGGGGAAUAUUUGGGAAGUUUGUUCCUCCCGUAGCCAGACAAGAUGGUAGAGAUGAGAAAGGAGGAACACAGUGUAAACCUCAUGGGGCUGUGUCUACAGAACCAGCUCAUCCAGUUGAUGAACGUUUGAAGAAUUUAGAGCCAAAAAUGAUUGAACUUAUUAUGAAUGAGAUCAUGGAUCAUGGACCACCAGUAAACUGGGAAGACAUAGCAGGAGUUGAAUUUGCUAAAACCACAAUAAAGGAGAUAGUUGUUUGGCCUAUGUUGAGGCCAGACAUCUUUACUGGAUUACGAGGGCCUCCUAAAGGGAUCCUGCUCUUUGGUCCUCCUGGAACAGGUAAAACCCUAAUUGGAAAGUGCAUUGCAAGUCAGUCUGGGGCAACAUUCUUUAGUAUCAGUGCUUCUUCCUUGACUUCUAAAUGGGUGGGUGAAGGAGAGAAAAUGGUUCGUGCCCUGUUUGCCGUUGCAAGAUGUCAGCAGCCAGCUGUGAUAUUUAUUGAUGAAAUUGACUCCUUGUUGUCACAGCGUGGAGAUGGUGAGCAUGAAUCUUCCAGAAGGAUAAAAACUGAAUUUUUGGUUCAGUUAGAUGGAGCAACCACAUCUUCUGAAGAACGUAUUUUAGUGGUGGGAGCAACUAAUAGGCCACAAGAAAUUGAUGAGGCUGCUCGGAGAAGAUUGGUAAAGAGACUAUAUAUUCCACUCCCAGAAGCUUCAGCAAGAAAGCAGAUAGUAAAAAAUCUGAUGGCCAAGGAGCACUUUGACCUUAGUGAAGAGGAAAUAUCCCUGAUUGUUAGGCAGUCUGAUGGGUUCUCUGGAGCAGAUAUGACACAGCUUUGCCGAGAAGCUUCUUUAGGUCCUAUCCGAAGUUUACAGACAAUUGACAUUGCCACAGUCACUCCGGACCAAGUUCGACCAAUAGCUUUUGUUGAUUUUGAAAAUGCUUUCCGAACUGUGCGUCCGAGUGUGUCUCUAAAAGAUUUGGAACUAUAUGAAAACUGGAAUAAAACUUUUGGUUGUGGAAAGUAAAUGAAUGAAAUGAAACUUGAGGCAACUAUGUAAUAUAUAUUUUCAAAACAUGGGAGCCAAGAAUAGUUUAUUUUUAGUAAAUUUGGAGCUCUUGGUAUUGCCUGCUCCUUAUCUACAUUUUUCAUGAUGAAAUAUCCUUUGUUCUUUUUUUGACGUAAAUACAUACUUUAAUUGUCUCUAAUCAUUAAAUGAUAGUUACCUUUACCGUUUAUGACCCAACCUCUAUUUCUGUUUUCUUCCCUCAGCAUGAUGGACUUUAAAAGAUAAAAAUAUUUAAUAUUAUAAUUUCAGGGGCGUGUGGAAUUUUGUUUUUGCUGCAGCUGCUAAAUGUUUGAAAAGAAAUAAAGUUUCUAUAGUAAAAAUAUGUAAUGAUAUCAAGGAAUGAUUUGGAAUUAGAACUAGUUCUGUAGUGUGACAUGAUAAAAAUAACGUUGAAGGUGGUGAGUACUUGUAAAAAUAUUUUGUGAUAUAGGAAAUUAAUCUUUGAUACUUUACAACCUGUUACAAUGUUUUCUUUCAGAAGUAAAUAUUUUGUAUAUCUUUUGUAA
Molecule: messenger RNA, 2865 nt
Organism: Vombatus ursinus (common wombat)
Lineage: Eukaryota; Metazoa; Chordata; Mammalia; Diprotodontia; Vombatidae
Gene: FIGNL1
Product: fidgetin like 1
Exons: 2
Coding region: 323-2317 (664 amino acids)
Molecular function (GO): microtubule severing ATPase activity; ATP binding; ATP hydrolysis activity
Source: RefSeq, a predicted model, not a curated record